UAUACAUAUGAAUCAGGAGUCUAAUUGUUGGCAAAGAAAAAGAGAAUUUGAGGACUUGCAGUUCUCCAUUUAGGGCAGUAUCAACAAACUGGUCCACUGAGAGCAGUACAAGUCUGUUGAAAUUGCUUUCACUUUCGUAGCUUUUUCCUUUCCAGGGAGCAGGAGCAGCCAUGGCUGAUAAGCAGCCAUCCAAAGAUGAUCCAGUCAACAUGGUGAAGUUGCUGGCCAGGAACGUUCUAGAUGGCAUUUUUGAUGACUUGAUGGAAAAUAAUGUGUUAAAUACCGAAGAGUUACGCAGUCUAGGAAAAGGUGUGAACUUCCUGGUGAACAACGCUGAAAACCUAGUUGAUAAUAUCACUGAGAAAGCUCAAAUGGCAGGCAAAAUACUUAAGGACCGCCUAUUGAAUCCCCCAAAACAGCUGAGUUUAGAAUAUCAACUUAAGAGUGAGGACACGGAAUCUGAAGAAAGCUCUGCAUCAUCUUCCUCUUCCACAGAAUCUGAAGAAGAAAAUGAAAAAAUCAGAGAUGAAGAAAAAGCUGCAUCAGCCCAGUCAAUGGCUGUUUCUCCAACAGCUCUUCUGGAAAUCCAGGGUGCACAACCCAGUGGCAAGUUAAAGCUUUGCCCUCAUGCUCACUUCCAUGAACUAAAGACGAAAAGGGCAGAUGAGAUAUAUCCAGUGAUGGAGAAAGAGGGCCGAACACGCCUGGCCCUCAUCAUCUGCAACAAAGAAUUCAACUAUCUUCAUAAUCGAAAUGGUUCUGAACUUGACCUUUUGGGGAUGCAAGAUCUACUUGAAAACCUUGGAUACUCAGUGGUUAUAAAAGAGAAUCUCACAGCUCAGGAAAUGGAAACAGCACUAAGGCAGUUUGCUGCUCGCCCAGAGCACCAGACCUCAGACAGCACAUUCCUGGUGUUUAUGUCACAUGGCAUCCUGAAUGGAAUCUGUGGGACUAAGCACUGGGAUCAAGAGCCAGAUGUUCUUCACGAUGACACUAUCUUCGAAAUUUUCAACAACCGUAACUGCCGGAGUCUGAAAGACAAACCCAAGGUCAUCAUCAUGCAAGCCUGCCGAGGCAAUGGUGCUGGGAUUGUUUGGUUCACCACUGACAGUGGAAAAGCCAGUGCAGAUACACAUGGUCGGCUCUUGCAAGGUAACAUCUGUAAUGAUGCUGUUACAAAGGUUCAUGUGGAAAAGGACUUCAUUGCUUUCAAAUCUUCCACACCACAUAAUGUUUCUUGGAGGCAUGAAAUAAACGGCUCAGUCUUCAUUUCCCAAAUUAUCUACUACUUCAAAGAGUACUCUUGGAGUCAUCAUCUAGAGGAAAUUUUUCGAAAGGUUCAACAUUCUUUUGAGAACCCAAGUAUACUGACGCAGUUGCCCACCAUUGAAAGACUAUCCAUGACACGAUAUUUCUAUCUCUUUCCUGGGAAUUAAAACUCAUAAGAAGCAACUCAGAUGGAUGAAGCUCAUUGAAAUCAGCAGAAGUAUUGUAUGAGUCAUUCAUGGGCAUGGGAGCCUCUGAGACAGAGAAAUAUAUACACUUUGAAGGCAACUCUGAGAGAUUUAUUCACUGAUUGCUUGGGAGAGGAUAUCGGAAUUUCAACAGAAAUAAUAAAAUGCGAAAAAUCCUUGGAAUUUACCAGACCUGUAUCCAACCUCCAAUGCAAGUAACAUGAAGAUUAUCUGUUGAUUCUUAUUCUGUGGUGACAGAGACACACUGGCACCAUCUUGUGAUGACACCAGAGAAUAAAACUAAAGGCUAAAAUAAUAGAACAUCUCAGAUUAUGAAUAAGAGAAAUGGGAGCUCCAUGAGAUAGAUCAUCCAUUACUAGAAAUACAAAAUGUUAAUAUCUGAUUAAGUGUGAAUAACACUGGAAUACAUUACAGUAACACAGUAAUGGCCAUGCACUAUUGGUUAAAAUCAUGAAUUAUUAAAUGAGUAUAUCAUGAUAAUGCUUUUAUUUUUACCUUCUAUACUUCAUUCUAAAUAAUUUUCUCAAACUUAAAAUAAAUACAUUAUUUUACCUCUAG
Messenger RNA from Pongo pygmaeus (Bornean orangutan), 2033 nucleotides. Its product is annotated as caspase-12. NCBI's taxonomy places the organism in Eukaryota, Metazoa, Chordata, Mammalia, Primates, Hominidae. The transcript is spliced from 11 exons. The record is from RefSeq and is a predicted model, not a curated record. Gene Ontology annotation, biological process: regulation of inflammatory response; regulation of apoptotic process; proteolysis. Gene Ontology annotation, molecular function: cysteine-type endopeptidase activity. Gene Ontology annotation, cellular component: IPAF inflammasome complex; NLRP3 inflammasome complex; AIM2 inflammasome complex. The coding region runs from base 171 to 1436 and encodes 421 amino acids.